CUCCAUCAACAAUCUCACUUCAAAAGGAAAGAUCACGUUCGUCACGAGCUUCAGUCGCUCCGUAAAUGGCCGGAGCAAUGGGGUCUCAUGACCCGUGAAUACACCCGUCUGAACCGUCGAAUGAUCGGCGAGCGUCUCACACCAGAAGCCGGUGACUCCCUCUAUCCUACCCGGUGUCCAUCCGUCGGUAGCGAUCAAUCCACGGCAUCAUCAUCCUCGCGAAGAUCAACCCCGGGGUUUUCCUCAACUCGCCUACCGUCGAUCUUGGGCAGUAGCCCCAUGUCCUGCUCGCCUGUGCACCCGUACCACGACUCACACCACCGGGCUAGACUCCCUACUAUCAGCACUGGGUCUCCCGAAGGUGUACCUGAAAGGGUGCAACGCCCCUUCCCGGCGUUUCCCAAGACAACAUCGGCUGAAAUAGGGUGGCAAUCUGCUAUACCUGAGAAUAAAUUAGAAGUUUAUGGGAGGUACGCCCCGAACGCACGAGGGCAGCAUGGGAUACUGAAGUUGCUGGACUGGCCUAGGCAAAGUAUUAUGUAACCAAUUUCAACAUUCUGCUUUCAUCCUCGGAAGAUUAACAACUUUUUUGUAGAUAAGACAACAAUGAUCAGUAUUUCCCAAUGUAUUAGUUUCAGAAAUGAUCAAUGAAAAUUGUACCAAUGCAGAAUAUUGUUUGCAUUAAUAGUGCUUUCUUUAAUACACAUUCUGUAGAGAAUAUUUAUGACAGCCUUUUUAGUUUGACAUUAUUCACCAUUAAUUAGGAAAAGAACUUUCAUCUUUUAUCAGAAAGAAAUUUUGCUAGCCAUUGAUUAUUGUUGAUUGAUUUAUGUGGUGUUGUGUGAUAUGCAACUCCUUACUCUCCAAUUAACUAACUCACUGAAAAGCUUUGCUAUUGUACAUUGUGUGCAGUAUUUUAUUACUACAAUUUAAUAAAACACAUAAUUAGUAUGCAAAGUGCUUUAGUUUCUGUGUAGAGUUUUAAAGUUUUAUGAUGAUUUCAUGAAGUUUAUUUUAUACUGUAAAAUGAUGUAAUGCAAUUUAAGAUAUAAAAUAAUAAACCAGAGGGGAAAAUAAUGGGUUGAACAAACAAAUUGACUCGAUUUUGAACGAUAAUCUUAUCCAACUCUAUGAAAGUGAGCCCCUGCUGCACAAAGUAUUAUCCACAAUUUAAUGAGUUAGUCUGAGGUUAAUAUUAGUACAAUCCAACCUUUUAAAGCCAUUGGACACUUUCGGAAUAGAAUUGUUUUUUUUUAAGUUCACAGAUUUACAAAUAACUUACAGGGUUUACAGAAGGCGAUGGUGAAAGACUUCUCUUGAAAUAAUAUACCAAUAAUAUAUAUCUUGAAAUAAUAUCUUGAAAUGCUUUCCUUUUUGAGAAAACAAUAAAACAAUAUCAAUUCUCGAUAUAGAGAUUUACGGAUUUAUUUUAA
Molecule: messenger RNA, 1433 nt
Organism: Asterias rubens (European starfish)
Lineage: Eukaryota; Metazoa; Echinodermata; Asteroidea; Forcipulatida; Asteriidae
Exons: 1
Source: RefSeq, a predicted model, not a curated record